AUGAGCUCUCGAGCUCGCAGUAGACCUUUGGCCAUCACCACGGUGGUGGGCACGGUAGCAACACUUGGCUACAUGUAUGUGGCAGGAACACAGUCAAAAAGGGAUCGAGCUCAUGACUCCAUCUUCAAGGACUCGUUCAAGCAGGCAGGGAACUUGAAACCAGGAGAUAGCGACGUUCGUAUGGGCUCGUCUGCGGUCAGGACAGCCAUGCAUGGGAACAAGAAGUCCUGA
Messenger RNA from Sparassis crispa, 231 nucleotides. RefSeq lists its product as hypothetical. The transcript has 3 exons. The record is from RefSeq and is a predicted model, not a curated record. The coding region runs from base 1 to 231 and encodes 76 amino acids. NCBI's taxonomy places the organism in Eukaryota, Fungi, Basidiomycota, Agaricomycetes, Polyporales, Sparassidaceae.